Messenger RNA from Indicator indicator, 465 nucleotides. Its product is annotated as gastrula zinc finger protein XlCGF8.2DB-like. The transcript has a single exon. NCBI's taxonomy places the organism in Eukaryota, Metazoa, Chordata, Aves, Piciformes, Indicatoridae. Bases 1 to 465 code for a protein of 154 amino acids. Gene Ontology annotation, molecular function: RNA polymerase II cis-regulatory region sequence-specific DNA binding; DNA-binding transcription factor activity, RNA polymerase II-specific. Gene Ontology annotation, biological process: regulation of transcription by RNA polymerase II. The record is from RefSeq and is a predicted model, not a curated record.
AUGGGCCGCAAGCUGCGCCGCCACCAGUGCGCCCACCUGACCCAGCCCUGCACGUGCUCCGAGUGCGGGAAGGGCUUCACCCAGAAGUCGAACCUGCUGCGGCAUCAGAGGAUCCACACCAAGGAGGAGCCCUACCGGUGCCCAGAGUGCGAGAAGACCUUCAACCAGAAGGCCAACCUCUGCCGGCACCAAACGAUCCACACCCGCAUGGGGCCUUGCAAGUGCACCAAGUGUGGGAAGUGCUUCCCUCAGAAGCACCACCUGGUCACCCACCAGCUGCUCCAUGCCCGGGGGGGAGCCCACAAGUGUGCCCUCUGUGGGAGGCACUACCGCGUGAAGAAGUACCUCAGGAGGCACCAGAAGAUCCAUGCGAGGGAAGGGACUGCUCCCUGCACGAAGCACAGGGAGGGCACCAGGACUGUCAGUGCAUCCAACCGCCCGGAGCAGAGCGAAGAGAAGAGCUGA